AGGGCUGCAGACUACCACAUAUCUCCUCCCAUACAUGUGGAGUCGCCAGCCACUUUUCACCUGACAGUGACGAGUUUCCCCAGGGGGACGUAGCGCGUGGGAGGAUCAUGCUAUUCCCCCCAGUUCCCCCUCCCCCCUGAACAGGUGCUCCUGAACAGGCGCUAAUGCAGCGACCAGGACACAUACCCACACCCGGCUUCCCACCCGCAGACACUGCAAUUGUGACUGUAGGGAUACUCGACCAAGCCGGAGGUAAAACGAGGAUUCGAACUGGCAAGCCCCGUGUUGGUAGGCAACAUAAGAGACCCACUACCCAGACGCCCCCACAGUUAAGUUUUAAAAAUAUUGCCACUAAAUAACCCGCUCACAUCAGUAAUAACUGAUGCCCCCUCCGUGGACUCAGGUCGGCCUACUGACCCGCAGGCUGUGUCUGUACCGAGGCAGCAUAUCAGACAAAACAGGCUUGGUGCUCUGGGUGCUGUAAAGGGGGUAGUGGGCUGUCAUGCAGUACUCUGUGAGGGGUAUCUCUGGCAGUAGUAUCCUUGCCAGUUGGCUUGUGUUGAACACUUGCAGAACACUGAUUUUUUUUUUUUAUAAAUUUAUUUUUGAUUUUUCCCUUUUUUCUCCCAAUUUAGUGGCCAAUCGAUCCCUAUUUUAAUUCAAACACCCACCCUCGUACUGCAUGCGUUCGCCAACUGCAUCUGUCCGAGGGCCGGCAGUCUGGAAGGAGAGCGCCUCCCCACUUUGGUGACAAGGCGACUCCAGGCCGAAGCACUGUUUUUUCCGACACACACAGAGACGCAUUGACGUGACGAACACAAGCCGACUCCGCCCCCUCCUCCCGAAGACAGCGUUGCCAAUGAUCGCUGCUUCGUCGAGUCCGGCCAUAGUCGGAUCUGACGAGACCGGGGCGCGAACCCCAGUCCCCAGUGGGCAACUGCAUCGACACCAAGCCGAUGCUUAGACCGCUACACCACCACGGACCGACAGAACACUGAUUUUGACGUGCAGCUCUGGGCAGCUUGAUGCAAAACCUGACAAUGAACAACCACUCACCACCUCAACAAGACAGAAGAUGGACACAGAGGGUAAACAUCAGAAGGCUUAUCGAGGAGCUUCAGAAACGUCAAAUGAAUGUUGUGAACAUUCCAGAAGAGGAUUCUCCUAUACUUCCUUGUGCAAGCCAAACCGUGGUGGAUGCUGCGAUCAGCCAAGAACAGACAGACAGUGAUCAGACAACGGACAGUGAUCAGACAAGCGAUCAAGACCAGAGUUCAGACUCUAGCACCAAAGCAAAUCCAAAAGAAGCGACAGGCUGGAAAAACCCAACACGUGCUAACAUGGCAAAGAUGGGGUUGUACCAAAAGCAUGAUCUGGACCAUCCCUUGCUGAAAGAAUUCAUGGACUACCUGAAAACUGAGCUCUCCUUUGAAAACUGCAAACAAGAGGUUGAAAACGUGGCAAGGAUGCUCUACUUUUUUGAUGCGAGCCAACCAUCGUUGGAAUUUGUUCGAGAUAGGCUGAAGACGAACAACUAUUUCCGCCUGCUAAAAGAAGCCGGACAGACACACCAAACAAGAAAUAACUAUGUCAAGGCUAUGAAAAGAUUUAUUGAUUAUCACACAGUCAAUACAAAUCUUUAUAAAACCGACCCAGAACUCCAUCAACAAGCUAAGCUGUAUGUGGAGUUUCUACAGAAAAAAAUGAAAGAAUUCGCCAAAGGAAUUGGCAUUGAAAGGGUUUCCAUCAGGUCCGGAUAUAUACGUGAUGGGUUAAGAACACCGGAGGACUGCUGGCGUGUCUUAGAGGUCGCUAAACCCGACUUCCUCGUGACAGUUGGGAAAGUGAUUGCUGCAAAAGGGUAUACAGACGAUCUCUCGCAGAGUGAAUGCACAACUGUGCAAAGGUACCUAAUCGCCCUGAUCAUACUGAAGCAUCUGCAAAGGCCUGGGGUGGUUACAGGAAUGACGGUCGGCGAAUGGCAUAAGCGGGUUAAGAAAGGCUCCGGUGGUACCGUGGUUCUCGUCAAGAAGCACAAGACGGCAGCCCAACAGCCAGCAGCCUUUGUCUUGGAUCAAGAGCAAGAAGCCUGGUUUGAAGCCUACUACGAGUGUGUCAGAGAACACAUGAAGCAAGGUUGCAGAGGAGAUGGCCAGAAGGCACCUAAACGGCGAAAGAUGGAACAGAGGGCAACUGAUGGUGAGAAAGUGGUCGAAAAUGCUGAGGAACCGUUCUUCCUGAAUCUGGCUGGCUCGCGAAUCAAGAAUCCCUCCCUGCAUCUCAGUCGGCUGCAUACCAAAUACAAACUCCCAGAUGUGAACAGCGAUGAGGUUCGGAAAGUCUUCGAGACAGCAACAGUCUCUGAGUGUUUUGAAGCAGGGGACAAAAAACUCUUCAGCAACUACCUGAGUCAUACUGUGGCAACUGCAGAGGGUCAUUAUCAGAUGAAACAGAUAUCUGAUUUGAUCAAGGCCACAGAACUCAUCAAGCGUCUUGGAUCAAGUGAAAGACCUUCUGACAGACCCUCCACGUCCAGCGAGGUACCCUCACCCUCUGAGGAACAGAGUGAAGACAGCAGUGGCUCAACAGCGACACUCAAACCAUCGGCAAAUAAAAAGAUGACAGACCAGAUUCUGUUUGAUCGUUUCCAGACAGAAUUCCCCGUGACAGUCGAUGAUCUUGCACCAACUCGAGAGAAACGCCUCAACUUCCUUUCUACUCUGAGUGUUGAAGAAGACAGAGAGAGCAUGCUCUACAACCGUUGGGUGAAAAAGCAACGGAAACUCCGCCAAGAUUACACCUUGGAACACAUGAGCCAACGCCAUUGCCCCUCCAAGAAACGGAUUGAGAGGUUUUUCCUGCAGCAGGGUUGGAAACAUGCGCUGCCAAACAUCGACCAGAUCACCCAGUCGUGGAAACCAGCCGAAGAUCCGCUGUCUUCUCCCAGAAUCAGGCGUCUUGUCAGUAGCCAACGAUGGAAGGGUUUGGAGAUCAAGAGCAUUCCUGAUAAGGGAAGAGGGGUAUUCACAAGGCGUGCAUUCAAGAUGGGCGAGGUAGUGUGCGACUACCAUGGUGACCUUCUCACCGCAGCUCAAGGUCAGGCUGUUCAUGAGAGCACCAUUGGAGAGGAGACGGGCUACAUGUACUUUUUUCUAAACGAAGACGGAGAGAAAAUGUGCAUUGAUGCACAUCAGAAGUGUCAAUGUCACCCAGAUAUGGACGUAAAAGGCAGGCUUAUUAACCACUCAAGAAAGCCAAACCUCAAGCCUCUUUCUAAGAGGCUUGACUUGGAUGGGGAUAAGAGAGAUUAUAUCCUCUUUGUCGCAAAGCAGGACAUCAGCGAAGGGGAAGAACUUACCUUUGAUUAUGGUGUAAAUAAGUUCCAGUUUGGUGGUGAGGCCAGAGACCUUGACUGGCUCUGA
Lampris incognitus (smalleye Pacific opah) is the source of this 3422-nucleotide messenger RNA. RefSeq lists its product as uncharacterized. NCBI's taxonomy places the organism in Eukaryota, Metazoa, Chordata, Actinopteri, Lampriformes, Lampridae. The record is from RefSeq and is a predicted model, not a curated record. Gene Ontology annotation, molecular function: protein binding. The coding region runs from base 1026 to 3422 and encodes 798 amino acids. The transcript has 9 exons.